Messenger RNA from Talpa occidentalis (Iberian mole), 797 nucleotides. Its product is annotated as probable cystatin-16. The transcript has 3 exons. The record is from RefSeq and is a predicted model, not a curated record. Lineage: Eukaryota; Metazoa; Chordata; Mammalia; Eulipotyphla; Talpidae. The coding region runs from base 167 to 676 and encodes 169 amino acids. Gene Ontology annotation, molecular function: cysteine-type endopeptidase inhibitor activity.
GGAAGCAAGACUGCAGGGGUGAUCCUGCAGCAGUUGGAGGGAAGUUCUCAGGGAACAGUCCUGGAAAAGUGCAGAGAUAGGGAAUGUUGCAUACGUGUCCCUGUGUUCAAGGCUUUUGUGACAAAGGGAGGAAAAUGGGGCCUCCUGUGCUGUCUUCUGUUUGGUGAUGUUUGGAGGUACAAAGCAGGCUGAUAAGGAGGAGGCGUGGGCUGGGGCUGCAUGGGACACAGCUGAGGAGGGUGACCCAAUCACAGUGGCAACCCCCUUGGUGCUGAGGCCAAGCAGCAUGUUCCUGAAGAUGCCGCUGCUUUUGGGGCUCAUUGUGCUGGGCACUCAUGUCUGGACAAUUCAAAAAGAAUUUGUUGACAUUAGUAAGAAUGAUGAUUAUUUUAUGGGUUCAGUGGAGUUUGCCAUGGCUCAGUUCAAUGAGAACAAUGUGGAAGAGGAUGCAUACAAGUUGUUGGAGGUCAGGAGAGCCCAGCAAAAGAGGUGGACAAUGAUAUUUUUAAUGGAUUUGGAGAUGGGCCGCACAAUUUGUAAAAAACAUGAAGAUAUUGAUGAAUGUCCCUUGCAAGAAGCACCAGGAGAUAAAAAGGUGCUCUGCACUUUUAUUGUGGAUGCCCGCCCUUGGUUUUCCCAGUUCCUGCUCUUGAACAGCACCUGCCUGCAACUAUAGAUGCAAAGGAGUCCCGAUUUCUCCCAGCAGAAGUCCAUUUUCCUCUGGAGAAGGACAGUCUGUAGUCCUAGAUGUGUAAAGCACCAGGGGGAAUUAAAGGCAUUUGGAGAAUUUUUGGCGU